Molecule: messenger RNA, 765 nt
Organism: Haplochromis burtoni (Burton's mouthbrooder)
Lineage: Eukaryota; Metazoa; Chordata; Actinopteri; Cichliformes; Cichlidae
Product: lecithin retinol acyltransferase
Exons: 5
Coding region: 50-757 (235 amino acids)
Biological process (GO): retinol metabolic process
Molecular function (GO): phosphatidylcholine-retinol O-acyltransferase activity
Source: RefSeq, a predicted model, not a curated record
CAAAACCACACCGCAGACAGCUCCACUUUCCCCUUGGUCUCCUCUCGACAUGUUUCCCCUGCCGCUCCUCGGUCUGCUUUUUAUCUCAGCCUCGGGAUUCGAGCCACCGGCGGAGAAGAAGAAAGAGAAGGAGAGUGAAGAGGAGCCGGAGUGUCAUGGAGGGGAGAAGAGGAAGAGUAAAUAUGACACAAUAUUCACCAGAGGAGACCUGCUGGAGGUUCCCAGGACUCUCUUCAUACACUUUGGGAUUUACCUGGGUGGAGACAGAGUAGCUCAUUUCAUCCCAGACAUCAUGCCCGUCAUCUCCAGUGACCAGUAUCGGAUCAGUCAGAUGGUCUCCAACACCAGACUCCUACUUGGAGUACUGGCUAAGUGUGGCAGUGUGAGGGUGGACUCAGUAGAGGACUUUGCCUAUGGAGCAGACAUACGGGUCAACCCUAUGGAUAAGGUAUUAAGCCACGCAGUGCUGAAAGGGGAGGAUGUGGCCAGAAGGGCAGAGAAGCUAGAGGGAGACGUGCCCUACAGCCUGCUGUGGUACAACUGUGAACACUUUGUCAUGUACUGCAGAUACGGCACUGUCAUGAGCUUCCAGACAUUUCAGUUCUGUAAGACGAUGAGGAAGCUGCUACUGAGUCAGCGUGUUGCCAAGUCAGCGGCAGUGCUGGCACUGUGUUGGGUGCUUUACCUGCAGGCUGUGAGUCUGUGCUCUGUGCUACUGGCUGUUAUACUGCCUUUCCUCAUCUGGAUGGCCUCAUGAAGAAAAAC